UGCUCGCGUUUCUGUUCCGGACCGGCUCCCGUGUCUGAACCGGAUCCGCUCCUGCCUCUGAUCCGGUUUCCGAGUCCAGCAGCUUCCACGCAGGCAGCACGGGGUCCUGACAGUGAGGGUGUCCCUCCCGGUGCCGGUACAGCCCCGUCCCCAUCGGGCCGGAGAGAGAGAGAGAGAGAGGGGGCGGGAGCCGCGUCCAGAGCCACCAGCACCGCGGCGGCAGCGGCAGCGACAGCGACAGCGGCCUGAGGGAGCGGCUGCUGACGUGUUCCUGAGCGGGAGAGACCCCGGACCGAGCCAGGCCCCCGGCCCCUCGGCCUGACUCGCUCCCGGGAUGGAGUCGCUUUACCACCAGACCAAUAAGCAGAUCCAUGAGGUGCAGACCCACAUGGGGCAGCUGGAGAAGGCGGACGCACAAUCUAUUCACUUGGUGGAAAAUGAAAUCCAAGCCAGAAUAGAUCAGAUUUUCAGCAGUCUGGAGCGACUUGAAAUACUGACCAGCAAAGAGCCUCCAAACAGACGGCAGAAUGCCAAACUCCGAGUGGACCAACUGAAAUACGACUGCCAGCACCUGCAAACAGCUCUGAAGAACUUUCAGCACCGCCGCUAUACCCGUGAACAACAGGAUCGAGAGCGAGAGGAACUGUUGUCUCGCACGUUCACAACCAAUGAUGCUGACACAUCAAUAGCAGUAGACGAGUCCUUGCAGUUUAACACUUCUAUAAUCAAUGCACACAAAGGAAUGGAUGAUCUCCUGGGGAGCGGGUCCUCUAUUCUAACUGGACUGCGGGAUCAGCGGAUGACUCUCAAGGGAGCACAAAAGAAGAUACUGGAUGUGGCAAAUAUGUUAGGAAUGUCAAACACUGUGAUGCGCCUAAUUGAGAAACGGGCCUUCCAGGACAAGUUCAUCAUGAUUGGUGGGAUGGUGGUCACCUGCAUCAUCAUGGUUUUGGCAGUUAAAUACUUGACAUGAGUAGAUGGCGGACUCUGCUUCAGGAAAAAAACAAUAGGUAUUUCCAUGAAAAGACUGUCCAAGUGAUUAUCUGACUCAUUGAUUUCAGGCUUCUGACCCCCACUCUUUCCCCCCAACCCCACCCCAACCUACUUCAAAGUUAUUGAAUAAAAUCUAGACUAACAGCCUGGAUGAAAAGCCCUUUACACGAUUUGUAAUACUGCUUCUAAUUGUUUUGAAUAGCAUCAUUGAUCAAAGAUUUGAUAAUGGCUAGUAAUGCUAAUUCUAAUAAAUACAAUGCUGGAUUCUAACCAUUUUAGUUUUGUGGUACCUGGACGAGAAACAACCUUCUCAUAAAAAGCACACCUUUGAUAAAGCUGAUUUGAGUGUGUUUCCAGGAAGACACUUUGUUGUAAUGGUGCUCCCACCUCUCCCCACCCUUGGCUUUUCUUUUUGAACAAAAAUCAAGUAAUUCCAGGUUGCUGAGGUGACCAUUUCAGAAACAGCAUUUUUUUUUAACAAAAUCUCUUAACCCCUUGAGUCAUUAAAAUGAGACUUUUCCAUAUUUCCUCUGACAAAUACUGCAACCUGGUGCCUCAGGUAAUGGCUAGUUGCCUGGGGCCGCACUAUCCCACUGCACCACCUGUUGAACCCUCAAUUCCCUAAAGAAUGAGUUCCUGAUCCUGGCCAUGCUUCAGAGGCAGCUGUUGACUUGAGCGGUUUGCCACUUGCUGAAUGAGAAACUCUUGAGAAUGAGUGAACCCAGGCUACCCACAUGCACCAUCUAAUGAUGGGUUCCGAACAGCAUUGAGAGGACAGAUCUCCUACUCCUGCCCGUAGCUGUUCAUCCAGUGAUAGUUUUCAACAAAACAUCUCCGACGGGGGAGAAACAGGAGUUAGAUUUAAAAGAACACACUCUCCUGCUGAAUGAUUCUACUCCUGUUGUUUGGGCCUGUAUUUGUAAUAAGCAGCACACUACUUUUUACUUAUUCAGUCUAGAUAGUGCCUAGGUAUCAUCACUAUUUACUGUGAAGAUGAGAAAUUGUAUUCUUAGUGUGUCUGCACCAGUAGAGAAUAGAUUUGGAGAAAAUGGAUGUAAUGUGAAUUGUUCCUCAUUGGAAUAACCUGUAUGCUCACUGUGCAUCAGACUGUGUGAUCAUGUUCCACAGUAUUGACUCUUAGCCUGCAGGAUACUCUGGAAUAACUGAAAAGUAGCUGCUGUACUUUCAAUAAAAAAAAACUAAAUUGCUUCCCCCCCUCACUGCUCUUUUGUCUCUAGUUCAAUGUUCUUUUAAUCUUUGGUUGAUGCUUAAAGAAACUGUACUUGCCAUUCUCAAUGUAGACUGAGCUCAAAUUACAUUUUAGAAACAUUAAAACCGCCUCUGUUCAGGCAUUCAGUAGAUAUCCAGAGACUCCUGUAAAUCUAUUAAAGUCCAAAGGUGCUUCUAAUUUCUGACUGCGUUAAGAUACAACAUGUGAUUUCUUGUGUGUCCUGUGUUAUGGAAUGGCUCUAGAAAUGCUUUGACUUGUGACUGUGCACACUUACACGUAUAAUGAUUUAAUGCUACCAUUACACCAGAUGGGGGUUGUAAUUUAUUUUGACAUUCUGUCCAUCAGACCGUGAAUCCUGUCUUUCCACCUCAAUGGGUUUUGAAUAUAUAAUGUAGAUUUUAAUCCAAAUCUUAGGAGGUAGGCGUUCCUCUUCCUGUGCCUGGGACUAUUGGAUUGCCUGGGCUGUAAGGAUAUACAGGAAGUUGGGCUGGGAGGAGUGCACAACCACAUGGAAGCUUGUCUGAUCUUUUGUCUAUUUAAAGUAAUAGUAGAAAUUAGGCUGAGUCCAGUCGGGGUGUGCACUUCCCACCCGAUUUUCCUGUGUUCACUACGCCCAGGUGAUCCAGUAGCCCAAAGCACAGGAACACUUGCCGUGUAAAUCUUUCCUCUGCCAUGCCCUUGAUUAAUUUUUCAAAUGAGCAUGCUUUGAACUGUUGCAUAUGAUGUUUGUGUAUCUGUCACCUUGAUAACUCAUUGCCAAAUUUGGUGAUGAUCGAAAGAUUCAUUUGACUUCCUUUUCUCUUUUUCUCUGGUUUACUUCUGCUUAGAAUUAUUAAAGUACUUAAUAUGAAUGCAAACAUUCUGUGCUUAAAAAAAGUUUCAUCUCAAUAAUGGAAAAAUGUUUCAGUGGAUUGUUCACUAAGUUUGAUAACAGACCUUUAUCUUUUCAGACUCCUAUUGUUGCCAAGUGAGCUAGAAAUUGUAUCUUGGGUGCAUUUGCAGCUUCCAAAACAUUAAAUCUAAUAGAUUUUAAAUUUAAUGUUACGAUAUUCUGUCACUCACUAGAGAUUGGGAUUUGGUGAUGAACAGUUGUGAAACUUCUGAUGAUGGUCUUGGGUGUUGCGCUGCUUUCUUUUAUUUCCAAUUAAGUUUCUGAUGUAUUCACAUAUUAUUUAUUUCUAAGUCAUCUCCAUGGACUGUUCUGGAAAUGUCUCUCUAAUGAACAUUCCCAAUAUUAAAAACUCUGCAGGAUUGAAUAAAAUCUAAACUAUGAA
Molecule: messenger RNA, 3498 nt
Organism: Carcharodon carcharias (great white shark)
Lineage: Eukaryota; Metazoa; Chordata; Chondrichthyes; Lamniformes; Lamnidae
Gene: gosr2
Product: golgi SNAP receptor complex member 2
Exons: 6
Coding region: 335-973 (212 amino acids)
Biological process (GO): vesicle fusion; intra-Golgi vesicle-mediated transport
Cellular component (GO): SNARE complex; late endosome membrane; ER to Golgi transport vesicle membrane
Molecular function (GO): SNAP receptor activity; SNARE binding
Source: RefSeq, a predicted model, not a curated record